AUGAGUGAUAGUUGUUGGGAAAAAUUACUCAGCACCAUGGGAUGCUGCUGUAGUUUGUUUAAUAAAGACAGCGGGCCACAGGGAGGAGAAGCCAAUGAAAGAACUCAUUUGUUAGUUGAUCCUGUCAGUAACAGCACUAAUAUUCCACAUGCACACAGCGAUGAUUACGUUAAUCAAUAUGCAAUAUACUCCAAAAGAAUAGAAACUGGUGGAGUUAAAAUACCCCAAACCACUUGCUGUUUACUCAAUGAUAUUCCAGCGCCAGAAAGAAUAUUAUCAUCUGAACCGAUUACUACUGAAGAUCAAGAGCUGAUAAAAACCAUGGUUCGGAGCGCUGUAGAAGCUUUGAAUGAUGUUAAAGUGGAGCAUAAAGAAGAUCUGGUGGUGCCAUUUCUCUCGUGA
Messenger RNA from Cotesia congregata, 402 nucleotides. The record is from the annotation of a GenBank genome assembly. NCBI's taxonomy places the organism in Eukaryota, Metazoa, Arthropoda, Insecta, Hymenoptera, Braconidae.